Cercocebus atys (sooty mangabey) is the source of this 10897-nucleotide messenger RNA. RefSeq names its product Scm-like with four mbt domains 1 (gene SFMBT1). Gene Ontology annotation, biological process: regulation of DNA-templated transcription. Gene Ontology annotation, molecular function: transcription corepressor activity; histone binding. Bases 2384 to 4984 code for a protein of 866 amino acids. The transcript has 21 exons. Lineage: Eukaryota; Metazoa; Chordata; Mammalia; Primates; Cercopithecidae. Gene Ontology annotation, cellular component: nucleus. The record is from RefSeq and is a predicted model, not a curated record.
GCAGUGGCGCGAUCUCGGCUCACUGCAAGCUCUGCCUCCCGGGUUCACAUCAUUCUCGUGCCUCAGAUUCCCAGAAGGCAUGUUGCUUAUAACACAUGAAAACAUGACCAUUAGUAGCAUAGUAUUAUUAAGGAUUGAAAAUUAUACCAAUAAUUUUGUACUAAGCACUGUAAAGUGGAAUUGGUAAGUCCUAAUCUUAGAAAACUGGCCACCUUUGUAAUAUUGCAUUUAAGUUCACAAAAUAAUAAUUUAGUGGUAGGAAAGAAACCGAAUAAUUUUUAAGGAAAGAAUAGAAAAGUGGAGAAAAGAAAUCCGGAAGAGCAAUCUUUCUGUUUGACAGGUAUAGAGAUUUAACUGAAAAUUUCUAUAUAUUUAACAUAGAUACUUUUGGCUUUCAGAGAAUGUUUACGUAUGUUAGAUUGAAAGAUGUGGGGGUACUGAGGUCUAUAAAAGCAACUAUUAAGGUGUGACUAGGGUCUAAUACUAACCAAAUAGAAGGCUGCCAAGUGUCCUGCUGCUCUUUGGAAAUAACAGGUAAGUAAGUGGACUGCUAUUCUGCCAGUUAGGGUUUUGGUUUUACAUCUUGCAUAUGAGUCUGUUUAGAUUCCGAAUUAAUUAUCAUAACCUAGGCUGGUUUUUUCCUCGUGUCUAUUUAACUUUUUGUGCCAGAUUAUUUUACAGAUUUAAUGUGUUAUGUAGUACAUCUCUGGUAGUGACCAGAGAUUUACUCCUUUUUUGGAAGCACUUACUUUAAAAACUCCUGAAGAGUUGUUUUGUGUUCUAAAUAAUUUAUACUUUUUCUGAAUAACUAAUACUUGUUCCUUGUAUCAUUGUUGUUAAAUGUUCAGCAUGCCUCUUAGGUAUUGGCUCAGUGUUUUGCAGCAGACAUUCACCAUGGUGUUUCCCCAAGGAUGCCCUUGCAGCAGCAUUACCCUGGAGUUGGGAGGCAUUCUUGAGGGACAGAUUCUUGAGGGACAGAUUCUUGAGGGACAGGUUCUUGAGGUGUUUUUGAGGUACUGACCUGUAUGGUUGCCUGUCGUGAUUUUUGAGGGGUGGUAGCCUAUCCAAAAGUUCUCAGUAUUUAUAACUGAUGAUCUAGUUCUUGUAGGGUCUUAAACUUAAAAACAUUCCAGUGAAUUAAUUGUACAGCAUAUGUAUCUAUAGUCUAGGCAUCUUAAAAUUCCAACAUAGAGCUUUUAAAAAUGCUUGUAUGUUUAAUGUAACAAUACAAAGCAGCAAAAUCCCCAGAGCAUCCUGCCUUAUAAUCAUGAAUUAAUAAAGUUUGGUGAGUGAUUGGACCUCCCAAGGGUCUCUCUAAGUUAACCACUAUAACUUCCCCUCAGCCCUCUUCUGGUUUGAGGCAGAGCCUCUUACUCCCUUGGGGAAAGACUUUGUUUUUUAUGCUUUCGUGAUGAUUCUGACAUUUUUGAUGAUGGCUGUUUAUUACCUUUUGGCUGCUCUCUUAAUUCAAUGUUACUCCAUUCCAUUAAAGAGUUAAUAAGGAAAUGUGUUUUAAUUUAAAAAUGUGUACGGUAUAAGUUUGCUAGGAGAGGUUAGAAGGGUAUUUGUUGAGAAAAAAAAAAAGAAGGCAUUUCACUUCCUUUUGGGUUGGGAAUCAUCUUUGAAACAGUAAACAUUCAUUCUAGUAAGAGGCUUAUUACAGCAGUAAUAGUUGAGGGCUUGCUAUGCAAUAAACUUUUAAGUACAUUAAUUGAAUAAUCAAGGUAACUUUGUGAGAUAGGUACUGUUGUUAGCAUUUGCAUUUUACAGAUGAGGACACUGAGGCAUAAACUGAUUACUUCACUAAUCAGCUGAUUACUACACAGCAAGUACGCUGGGUACUUGGGACUCACACCCAGCAGUCUGGCUGCCAAGACCACAUGCUUCCUUGCCAGGACUGCCCUGUUACUUUUGAUAUGGUGUUAUCGUUCAUAUGUCUUGAUUUUCUCCUGUUUUGAGGUCUAAGUAAACCACUUAAACAUUUUGUAUGUUGGUAAGUUGUAGCCUAGGUUCAGUAGCCUCUAAAGUAGUGUUCACAACAACUCUUCAUCAUAUUCCCUAUGUAACAGACAAGGAAACUGAGCUGGUAAAUGGUAGACUGUGCAACUUAAGCUGGAUCUCAUUUUUUGUGGUUAGUCUGUUAUCUCACUAGUGGUCAUUCCCCAGCAUGUGAGUUUUGUUGUUCACUUUUCAGAGAAAUAUUUUGCCCAACUGAUGAAGACAGAAGUGCAAAGUCUCAUCUUAAGCACCUCUUCUGCACUUUCAUUUGGACCCUUGGAUACCCAUUGAACAGAUGCUUGAAACCUGCAAGUAAUCUUCAGAUCCUAGCAGAACCAUAGGCCUUUCCUUUGUGUUGGGAGGAUAUAGCCUAUAUGCUGUGGAAAUGAACGGGGAGCAGCAGCUUGAUGCAGAUGCCGGCUCUGGUAUGGAAGAGAUAGAAUUAAGCUGGGAAGAUUAUCUAGAAGAAACAGGGUCCACAGCAGUUCCCUAUGGGUCUUUUAAACAUGUGGACACACGUUUGCAAAAUGGAUUUGCUCCUGGGAUGAAGCUGGAGGUGGCUGUGAGAACAGAUCCUGAAACCUACUGGGUUGCCACCAUCAUCACCACCUGUGAACAGUUGCUCCUUCUCCGCUAUGACGGCUAUGGGGAGGAUCGGAGAGCAGAUUUCUGGUGUGACAUCAGGAAGGCUGAUCUCUACCCCAUUGGGUGGUGUGAGCAGAAUAAGAAGACCCUUGAAGCCCCAGAAGGCAUCAGAGAUAAAGUAUCUGACUGGGAUGAGUUUCUGCGGCAGACCCUAAUAGGAGCAUGUAGUCCUCCUGUUCCACUGCUAGAGGGCCUCCGUAAUGGGAGGAAUCCUUUAGAUCUCAUUGCUCCAGGAUCCAGACUAGAAUGUCAAGCUUUCCAGGACUCUUUAAGCACUUGGAUUGUUACUGUAGUAGAAAACAUUGGGGGAAGGCUGAAGCUACGUUAUGAAGGACUUGAAAGUUCUGACAAUUACGAACAUUGGUUGUAUUACUUGGAUCCAUUUCUUCAUCACGUUGGUUGGGCUGCUCAACAGGGAUAUGAGCUUCAGCCUCCUUCAGCCAUCAGACAUCUAAAAAAUGAAGCUGAGUGGCAAGAGAUUUUGGCCAAAGUGAAAGAGGAAGAGGAAGAGCCAUUACCAUCUUACUUAUUUAAGGACAAACAAGUUAUUGGCAUUCAUACAUUCUCUGUAAACAUGAAAUUGGAAGCUGUAGACCCCUGGUCUCCUUUUGGGAUCUCUCCGGCUACAGUUGUUAAGGUUUUUGAUGAGAAGUACUUUCUGGUGGAAAUGGAUGACUUGAGACCUGAAAACCACGUGCGGCGAUCCUUUGUGUGCCACGCCGACAGUCCUGGCAUCUUCCCUGUGCAGUGGAGUCUGAAGAAUGGCCUACACAUCAGCCCCCCUCCAGGCUACCCAAGCCAGGACUUUGACUGGGCUGACUACCUCAAACAGUGUGGUGCUGAAGCUGCUCCCCAGAGGUGCUUCCCUCCGUUAAUUUCUGAACAUGAAUUUAAAGAGAACAUGAAGCUUGAGGCAGUGAACCCCCUUCUCCCUGAGGAAGUGUGUGUUGCUACCAUCACUGCAGUGAGAGGCUCCUACCUGUGGCUCCAGCUGGAGGGUUCUAAGAAGUCUAUACCUGAAUAUAUUGUGAGUGUGGAAUCCAUGGAUAUAUUUCCUUUGGGCUGGUGUGAAACCAACGGCCACCCCCUCAGCACUCCUCGCCGAGCACGAGUACAUAAACAGAGGAAAGUUGCAGUGGUUCAGCCAGAAAAACAAGUACCAUCCUCGAGGACUGUCCAUGAGGGCCUGAGGAAUCAGGAGCUGAACUCCACAGAGUCAGUUACGAUUAAUGGAAAAUACUGCUGUCCAAAGAUAUACUUCAACCACCGUUGCUUCUCAGGGCCAUAUCUUAACAAAGGAAGAAUUGCUGAGCUGCCUCAAUGUGUAGGACCUGGGAACUGUGUUCUGGUCCUUAGAGAGGUCCUCACUUUACUUAUCAAUGCAGCCUACAAACCCAGCCGUGUCCUUCGGGAGCUCCAGCUGGACAAAGACUCUGUGUGGCACGGAUGUGGGGAAGUCCUAAAAGCCAAAUAUAAAGGAAAGAGUUAUCGAGCUACUGUUGAGAUAGUGAAAACAGCAGAUCGGGUGACUGAAUUCUGCCGGCAAACCUGUAUCAAACUGGAAUGCUGUCCUAACCUCUUCGGUCCACGGAUGGUUCUGGAUAAGUGUUCUGAGAACUGUUCUGUACUUACAAAGACCAAAUACACACAUUAUUAUGGAAAGAAGAAAAAUAAAAGAAUUGGGAGGCCACCUGGUGGGCAUAGUAACUUAGCUUGUGCCCUGAAAAAAGCCAGUAAGAGGAGAAAGAGGCGGAAAAAUGUUUUUGUUCAUAAGAAGAAACGCUCCUCUGCAUCUGUUGAUAAUACCCCAGCGGGCUCUCCCCAGGGAAGUGGGGGUGAAGAUGAGGAUGACCCAGAUGAAGGGGAUGAUGAUUCCCUAAGUGAAGGCAGUACAUCCGAGCAGCAGGAUGAGCUACAGGAAGAAUCAGAAAUGUCAGAAAAAAAGUCAUGCUCCUCUUCGCCCACCCAAAGUGAGAUAUCCACAUCGCUGCCUCCAGAUAGACAAAGGAGAAAAAGGGAGCUUCGCACCUUUUCAUUUUCUGAUGAUGAAAAUAAACCUCCUUCACCAAAGGAAAUAAGAAUUGAAGUUGCUGAAAGGCUUCACCUGGACAGUAAUCCCUUGAAGUGGAGCGUGGCAGACGUUGUGCGGUUCAUCAGAUCCACUGACUGUGCUCCAUUAGCAAGAAUAUUCCUAGACCAGGAAAUUGAUGGGCAGGCCCUAUUGCUCCUUACCCUUCCCACUGUUCAAGAAUGCAUGGACUUAAAAUUGGGCCCUGCCAUCAAACUUUGCCAUCACAUAGAGAGGAUCAAGUUUGCUUUUUAUGAGCAGUUUGCCAACUGAGAAGGACAACCAAAGUGAGCUGGAUCUUUGAAGCACAAAUGCAGCAAAUCCUUCACCCUGCUUUAUAAGUGGAGCUGGAAUAGUCCUGGGGCUCUGGGGCCUGCAGGUGUCAGCUUGCUCUCUUUGCACUUUCGGGGAAGGACACAGUGAGGAAGCAAAAACUGUGCACAGAAGUGGAUCGCCUGCCGGUGGAAAUGUGGACAUCUCUUGUUCAGCAGAUGGCAGUUUUAAAAAAAUAAAGGUUGUGAGGAAAAGACUUAUAUAAGAAGAAAAGCAUUUCCAGUGGUGUGGCCUGAAAACAAAGAAUAACCUAGGCUGCUGGAAAGCACCCUUUUGGUUGUUUUCAUUCUGUUCCCUCCCAUUGUAGAUUGAACUUUGUUCUCUGCUUUCUUUUUCUUGGAAAGAGAGGACCUAGCUUUAAGUCAGCACUGAUUUGGGACUGUUCCUAAAGGCAUAUCAGUGCUUCAUUGUCAUUGUGUUUUUAAGCUUUUUAAAAUUAAAACAGUUCAUUUUGGGGAUGAUUAUGUGGCUCUAGGGUUUUGAAUGUAUAGUCACACUUUGAUCCAUUUUAAAAUCGAUUCUUAGGAGUUUCUUUGUUUACUACCUCUGUUGAUAAUUGAGCUUACAGCCAUGUAUGAGGUUUUUUGUAUGAUGCCAUUUUUAAGCUACAUGAACACUAAAAUUAUGACAGAAUUUGGAGGGGGGGAAACUGUUUGCUUUCUUAAAAACAUUAUGUGGGCACUUACACCAGUUCCUUAACUGACCUGAUCUAAGAACUCUACUGUUACUAUUCUCCAUCUUGACCCAGCCUGGGCUGCCUGUGUUAAGUAACAUUACCAAGACUGUUAGUAUUUCCGUUUAAUUGCCCUCUUCCUGUUCAUUCUUAGGGGGACUUCAGUGACUUUUAUUUUGUGUUUACUUUUCUCUAGAGUUGUUUGUCUACCUCUGUUUCAUUUCUGUGGUCUUUACUUUGGGUGAAAAUCAGUAGGCGUUCCAUGGACCCACAGCAAAGGCCAUUUGUCCUUCUUUCCAGGUGUCUCCACUGUAGAAGCACAGCACAGAAAACAUGUUUUGGAGGGUAACGCAGAGCAUGGAGUUUCUGUAGCAGUGUCCUCAGUGGCUGGAUAAAUAUUGAGACGUGGUUAAGGAUUCUGGAAACCUCUUUGUCUAGCCACACUUAGACUUUUUUCAGCUAAUCCUUUAAUUUGAAUAUAAUCUUUAGUCCGAGGAUUCCCAUUUAAACAACUCAGUAUUCUUUUAAGUGUGUCUUUUAGCCCAGCUCAAGUUAACAUGAAACUCCAGGUGAAUUUUCGCUUAUGAUUCCAUUGCUAGCUAUUAUAUAAUAAUAGCGUUUGCUGCACUAUUCUGGUCAUGAAGAGUGAGGAAAAACACAUACCUAGGUUGUCUCCCUUAAAUGGUUUGCUUUGCUGAAUGCUUUUUUAUCCUAAUCACCUGCAAAUUUAUAACCCAAUCAUUCUUUCUCAAGAUUUGAAAAUGUUUUAAUCCUGCAAACUGGGUGAAUUCUAAACAGCUCUACAAAUAUAAGGAAAUAUUACAGCAAAUUUUAACUGAUUGUGAUUUUUUUCCCCAUUCCCCAACACCCCAACCUAUUUUUGUGGACAUUGGUGAAUAAUCUGGAGCCUCUCUUCAUUGGAUAAUAUAUAAACCAGCUUAACUCAAGCCUUGCAACUAAAUCAUACAUGAAGACAUUAACUCUUUGCUUAGGUUCCUAGCAGAUAUACCUGAGAAGAAGCUUCAUUUAAGUAAAAAUUAAUAUGUUUGAAACUUUAGAGAUCCAGUUUUUUACAAUUCUGUGUCUGUGGAAGAGAAGGAUAUACAGGGAAUGCUAGGGAAUAAUUAGCAUUAAACAUUAAGCUUUUGGUGGGUAGUGGUGGUGGUACUGAUCUUGCUUAAUGAAAUUUCCUGAGAGUUCAGUCAAGGCACUAAGGCAAAGAGGGCCCCUUGAGGAAGAACAAUGGAACAGAAUUUCUGGAAUUAAUGUUUAGUGCCUCAUGUUGUUAUCUUAUUUAGGAAAGUGAAACAUAUUUCCUGUAAGAGGGAAUUCACCAAGCACAAGAAUAAUGAAUGCUUUAUUUUGUCUCUCUUUUGACUUCUCCAGAAAACACAGAAUUAAUAAUCACCUCCCUUCACAGGUGAGGGGAUGAAGGUCCGGAAGGGCGAAACAUACAGCCCCAAGUAAUCUCUGAUCUGGGUAGAGUCAGAGCCCAACAGGCUUGUUUAUACUAUGAUUAUUCAGGCUCAGCCUUCUCCUAGAGAAAGGCUGACUCUAAAUGGUCAAGUAAGUUGGGUUUCCCUUAAUGUUUCUUGCAUUCUCCUACUAAGAUAUAGUUUAUUAGGCAAUUGAAUAAAGAAUUAUAUCCCCCAGCCCUGACUCCCAUAUAUUAUGUAAGUGAGGAUAGUUGUUUGGGAAUUUAGCACAGGGCACUUUUUUUAACUUAAAAUUUGAACUUAAUUUACCUCACAAAGCUGCUGGGACUGGACUGGAUAACAAUGAUGUUCUGGUUACUGUGAUGCUGAAACAGAUUUCAAGACAGAUAAUAGCUCACCAUGUUGGGGUAAAAUGUUGGUAUGUUGCACAUAGGUGCAAGAACUUUGUGUUUUAGAGAGACCAACUUCUUAAAUGUGUAACAGUUACAUUGUGAGGGGACUGCAUUUGUCUGGAUUUCACCUGCAGCUGGGCCUAUAGCCUGCCUGAGGUCAGAAAAUUUUUCAUGACCCAUUUUUUACCCUGAAUUGACAAGUUUAGAAAACAGGUUAAUGGACUGUUUCAUCCUCCUGGACCUUGAAAAGCUGGCUGACCAAUAUUAGACUAUUACUGCUACAUUAGUGUGCUAGGGAAACCUUUUUGCUGCACAUGCAGAUUUUUCUGUGACAUUUUGACUAGAUUUUGUGGGCUUCUGGGUACUAUGCUGUUUUCCUUUGUAAACCAUCUUCAUCCUUCUCAUUUGAAGCAGAGUUGAAGUGGCUAACGCAGGGAAUGCAUUUACGGAAGCUUGCACCCUAUCUGCCUUUGUUCAGCAAUGCAGGUGGCUCCUAGCAUUUAUCUAUGUUAUAAAUAUGUGAGGUCAGGGAAGGGUACUUACUAACCUCUGGAAAAGAUGAGCUUCUUGGUAAAUAUUUAUUGACUUAUGGUAGAAGCAAACAUAGAAAACUAGUUCAGAACUUAGCCUUAAUAUGCCUUUUCUCCUGGAAGUAAAAUUAUUCUCACUGUGAGACAGAAGACAUUGGACCUUAGCUUCCAGACGACCCGGAUACAUUUUACUCGCUCUCUAGUACCAAUUCAGUCACUAAUGUGGUACCUGAAUACAAUUUAAAAGCUUUAGGAGGCCUUAGGUAGGGUGGGACUCAGAAUCAUUUCCCUCUCUCAAGCCAAAAAGUGUUUCUGAGGAACACACAGAACAUCAGGUGAUCUAGAUGGGAACAUUUGGGAAAACUAUCACAGGCAAUUAUAUUUACUUGGCACCUAUAUCACCAAAGAUUGUUCUGUUUGAGACACUAUUUACUGGUUUAAUUGAUCAACAGUGGAACAUACCCUGGAUUUGAACUCUGAUCCUGUGUAUUGAGGAUGUGCCUUGUGUGCACACACCAGUUCAAAAGUGUUCUGUGUUAUUAGUAGGAACCCUGUUGGCCUUAUGAAGCUAAAUGAGAAGAAGGCAUCACUACAAAAAAUGAAGUAUAAAUCUUGGUGGGGACCAGAAGCCGCCUUUUCAAGCUUGGAUUUCCUUGCUCCUGGGUCCAUUGUAAGCAACCAUAUGUUUGUCAUGGUGCUGACUCAGAAAUCGUAGGACAAAGAGCCUCCUGCAAAACCAAAAAGAAAUGUUACUGUCCUGCAAUUAUAAUUCUUCCUUGACUUUGUUCACUUUAGAUGUUUUACUAGUGAGUUUUGAUGACUCCCACCCCUUAUGUGAGAAUGUGUAUACUUUGGAAACUUGAAUUUAUCCAAACAAGCUACCUAUCUAUGACUUAGAGUCGGCAUAAGUUUUAAAUUCAAUGCUCAGUCCAAAUGGAUCUGGUUCCAGGCCCACUCCAAGGGUGGUUCCAGGUGUGUUUAUUCAGUACUUGUACCAGACCACACAGGUAGCCUUGUUUCUGAGGGCAGCUUUAUGGGGAGGUGUAGAAGGUGGUGGGCAGCAAAUGCACUGCAGAGUCAUUUACUUGGGUAUGGUGUUUAAGGAGCCUGAGAUUUUCACAAGAACCAGCAAAACCAGGAGUGGAGAAUUGGGGAGAGAGAGAAGUAUGCCUAAAACUCCCUCUUCUUGUGUCUUUUUUGACUUAAUACACCAUUGGGUCUGUCCUGGUGCUAUGGCCUAUCACAAAGGAUUGUUUUAAGAGAGAAGCAAGCCACAGCCUUGCCAGAUAAAUCUCCAACACCAGCAGAAAAGCACGGACCCUGAUCUAUGGGAGGCAAGGGUCUCCCAUUACUUCUGGAGGCAAAUGGUGCCUUCUAGUGAAAUGGUGCCACCAUUUGCUGAUGCGGGUGCCUGUUCUCAGGAUGUGUGGAAACUCGGGCCUGAGGGUUUCUACAUGGUUUAUUCAAUCUAACUGCAUACCUAGCUUGGCAGAAUGGAGGUGGACAAAAGUGCUGAAAGGAUGAGGGUAGGCUUUUAGGGCAAAUCAAGUCACAAAGCAGAUGAUUGAGGGAGGUUACAAAGCUUAGGCAGAGUUAAAGUUGGGCAGUCCGUUAGCUCCUUUUGCAAGUAUCUCUGGAGAAGGUAGUUUGUUUCUCUUGAGAUUUUAAGUGCUCAUUUCUUUUCCCCUCCUUUUUUUUUUUUUUUCAUUGAAUAUUCUCUAAAGACAAUCAGAGGCUUGCCAGGGAGGGACUCCUGGCUGGUUCCAGCACUGUCCUUAGGCCUCUUUUUAAUACUAACUUGUUGGAACUGAUGCACUUUGUUUAAUGUAUUUUGCCUUUUUUUUUAAGCUGCUCAUUUAGAACAAAAUCAAAUGCUUAUUGCAUUGUAUCCUUCCUGCUUGCUGUUUUUCCUCUUAAUUUCAAGUUAUGCAUUGAAGAUAAAAGUACACUUAAGAAGUAUGCACAAGAAUACCUAUUAAAAUAACUCCCAUCAAGUUUGAUGGUAUAACUUCAAAGGAUUAAAAAAACUAUUUUGGAUUAAUAUUUUGCGUGGUUUUUUUUUGUAAAUACGAUUGUAUAUAAGCUUGUGGUACAUUAUGACAGUUUUAAGUGGUUGUGAGAACACUAAAGAAAACAGGUCUUAAGCUAUGUUUAACCUUAACUUUGUGCUGAUUUGACAGCAAGGAAGGCAUUUUGGCCAGAGUAAAUUUUUUCAAACUCUUUCCAGUGGGACCUCAGAGAAUCAUUUCCAAAUGGAUGAAAAGUUCCUUCCUACUUUAAUAAAACUCCAGAAUUCUUUCCCCUCUCUUGCUGUCUCAUCCUUUACUUUCUAGAUUUAGGUGCUUUUUAAUUCCAGUUCAGGAAAGAUAGGAAGUGUAGAAUUUCCCCAUAGCAACCUUGCUCCUGGCAUUGGGGAUUCUGCCUCUGAUCUCUGAAGACUGCUUCUUGUUUGUUCCUCUGUGAGCCUUAAGGAUUCCUCCACAGCUGGAUGUGCAGAACAAUUCUUUGUUAAAAUCAUCACUUUUCAGCUCAGUGUCCAAUUUUCCUUGAGCUGUCUGUGUCUUUAAGCAAUCAAUAGUCUCCUUAUGCCCAGCCACAAUCUCUUCUGCUUUAAGACGUAGCCUCUUGUUUGAUUCUCUCUAAACAUUGUACUGUUAACUGUUGAGCACCUUCAUAAGAUCCCUCUUAGAUUAAAAGAUAGUUCAUGCAAUUUUAAUUUUCCCUUAUCCAUUUAUUUUCUUAAUCUGAUUUCCUGUAUUUGCCCACGGCCAGUACUUGUGGAGAGUUUAAAAUUUUAUAAAUUAAAAUUUCAUUUAAAUUAA